UCGGAAGCCCAACACCGUUCCGUGCGGCCACGAUGAUUCCACCGAGCAGCGCCCGUGAGGACGGCGUGGACGGGCUGCCCAAGGAGGCGGCGAGCACAGAUCAGCCGCCCUCUCCUGCAUCCACCGGCAGCCAGGAAUCCAAGCUCCAGAAACUAAAACGAUCACUUUCUUUCAAGACCAAGAGUUUACGGAGCAAAAGUGCUGACAACUUCUUCCAGCGAACCAACAGUGACGCGAAGCUGCAAGCAGACAUGCCGGCUGAGGUCAGCCCCAGCUCCAGCCCACUUCCUGCUUCUGGAAGCCUGAUGUCCACACCCACCAGGACUGGUCUGCACCCAGGUAGCGGAAAGGCCCAUGCCUUUCAGGAACACAUCUUCAAGAAGCCCACCUUCUGUGAUGUCUGCAACCACAUGAUUGUGGGAACCAAUGCUAAGCAUGGACUACGCUGCAAAGCCUGUAAGAUGAGCAUCCACCACAAGUGCAUGGAUGGUCUAGCACCCCAGCGGUGUAUGGGCAAGCUGCCAAAGGGAUUCCGACGUUACUACAGCUCCCCCUUGCUCAUUCACGAACAGUUUGGAUGCAUUAAAGAAGUUAUGCCCAUUGCCUGUGGCAAUAAGGUGGACCCUGUCUACGAGACCCUUCGCUUCGGCACCUCCCUGGCCCAGAGAACGAAGAAAGGCAGUUCCGGCAGUGGCUCGGAUUCACCUCACAGAACCUCUACUUCAGACCUUGUGGAGGUUCCUGAAGAAGCUGAUGGUACAGGAGGUGGAUUCGACCUAAGGAAACGCAGCAACAGUGUGUUUACGUAUCCAGAAAAUGGCACUGACGAUAUCAGAGACCAAGCAAAGAACUUAAACCACCAGGGACCUCUUUCCAAAGAUACAUUACAGAUGAACACCUAUGUUGCCUUGUACAAAUUCGUACCACAGGAAAAUGAAGAUUUGGAAAUGAGGCCAGGAGACUUGAUUACUGUUCUAGAGGAUUCCAAUGAAGACUGGUGGAAAGGGAAAAUUCAAGACAGGACUGGCUUUUUCCCAGCCAAUUUUGUUCAGAGAGUACAAGAAGAUGAGAAGAUUUUUAGAUGUGUUAGAACCUUCAUUGGAUGUAAAGAACAGGGACAGAUAACACUGAAAGAAAAUCAGAUCUGUGUGACUUCUGAAGAAGAACAAGACGGCUUUAUCAGAGUUCUCAGUGGAAAGAAGAGAGGCCUCAUCCCCUUCGAUGUCCUAGAGAACAUCUGA
Messenger RNA from Chrysochloris asiatica (Cape golden mole), 1241 nucleotides. It is a transcript of the gene STAC, whose product is annotated as SH3 and cysteine rich domain. Gene Ontology annotation, molecular function: transmembrane transporter binding. The transcript is spliced from 11 exons. Gene Ontology annotation, biological process: positive regulation of protein localization to plasma membrane; skeletal muscle contraction; positive regulation of voltage-gated calcium channel activity. NCBI's taxonomy places the organism in Eukaryota, Metazoa, Chordata, Mammalia, Afrosoricida, Chrysochloridae. The coding region runs from base 33 to 1241 and encodes 402 amino acids. Gene Ontology annotation, cellular component: extrinsic component of cytoplasmic side of plasma membrane. The record is from RefSeq and is a predicted model, not a curated record.